AUUAUCCGUAUUUGUAUUUUUACACUUGUCCGGAACAAAAAUGGCAAGCAUCCGGCAAAGCUCUGUGCCGAGUCCACAAGAGACAGAGGAGCAACAGAAGCUACGAUUUCAGACAGAGUUAGAAUUUGUGCAAUGUUUGGCAAAUCCAAAUUACCUCAAUUUUUUAGCUCAAAGAGGAUACUUCAAGGAUCCUACCUUUAUAAACUACCUUAAGUAUCUGCAGUAUUGGAAAGAUCCCAAAUAUGCUAAAUAUCUCAAAUACCCCCAGUGUUUGUUUUUCCUGGAGUUGUUGCAGUAUGAACAUUUCCGUAAGGAGUUGGUGAACUCUCAGUGUGCUAAGUUUAUAGACGAUCAACAGUUACUGCACUGGCAGCAUUAUCAGAGAAAAAGAAUGGCUCUAUUACACGAAGAAAUGACAGCACAAAGGGCACUACAGCAGCCCAAGGAGAAGCCAGGAUAACAAGAGGGAUCUCUACCUUCUACUUAAUGUUGAGUGUUGUAAUCAAGGAAUGUAAUUUUGUUACACAUGUAUUUAUAUGAAUAAUGCUCACACAGUACUCACUCUGUGAAAAGCAAUAACUAGUGAAAUGCUCACAGGAAGAAUUUUCAUCUUAUAUGCUGCAUGUGUGUAGAUAUUAUGAAAUUAGUAUCUCUUUCACAAAAGAUUUACCAGGUGAUUUGUCAUUUGAAUUGGGUGUUGUUAACAAUAGAGACUGUGUAAUUGAACAUUUUCUUUAAAAUGGUCUUGUUAAGAAUAAAAUAUAAGAAAACUC
Saccostrea cuccullata (small rock oyster) is the source of this 773-nucleotide messenger RNA. Its product is annotated as mediator of RNA polymerase II transcription subunit 31-like. The record is from RefSeq and is a predicted model, not a curated record. The coding region runs from base 41 to 460 and encodes 139 amino acids. Gene Ontology annotation, molecular function: transcription coregulator activity. Gene Ontology annotation, biological process: regulation of transcription by RNA polymerase II. Gene Ontology annotation, cellular component: core mediator complex; mediator complex. Lineage: Eukaryota; Metazoa; Mollusca; Bivalvia; Ostreida; Ostreidae. The transcript has 4 exons.